This is a messenger RNA of Peronospora matthiolae, 1356 nucleotides long. The record is from the annotation of a GenBank genome assembly. Lineage: Eukaryota; Oomycota; Peronosporomycetes; Peronosporales; Peronosporaceae.
AUGCCAAAGACAGAGAAGGCGAAGCCGAAACGCGCGUGUCCCCUCGAGAAGCAGCUGGCGUUCGAUAACAAAGCAUGGUACGACCACAAAAGCAGCAGCAAGUUCAAGACGGACGGUCCGUCUUCGAAUGGCAGGAGUCUCGACGACGACAUGGACGAGGAUCAAGACGUGGUGCCUGAAAAGUUGAGUCGCCGGACGUUGGCGCUCGCUCGACAGCAGCAAGUCGAAGAGCAGCAGCUGCAACAGCGGGAACGCGCACGGCAGCUGAGUACCAAAGGGUCAGCCAUUACCACUAGAGCAGGACCGCAAGAGGACAAGAGCAGUGACGAGUCCGACGAGGAGGAGCUGGAUGCAGCUGGACAGGACGAAGACAUGGAUGAAUACGACGGACAGGACGUUCUUGUGCGCAUGAAUGGAGACUAUGUUGAAGAGAUUGAGAUGUGUGACGACGACGAGGAAGCUCUGGCAGCGUUUAUGGUGGGCGCCCCUGAGCGUCGGAAUCUCGCCGAUAUUAUCAUGGACAAGAUUUUUGAAAAAGAGGCACGUGAUCGUGGAGAGGGUCGGGAAAAUAACGACGAAGACGGUCAAGCUGUGCAACGUGGCAAGUUCGAUGCUAAGAUUGUGCAAGUUUAUACGGGUGUGGGCAAGAUUCUGCAUCGCUAUACGUCGGGCAAGUUGCCCAAAGCGUUCAAGGUCAUCCCGAGCUUGAGUUACUGGGAAGAUAUUUUGUGGCUCACGAGUCCGGAAAAGUGGUCACCACAUGCCAUGCGAGCAGCUACGCGCUUGUUUGCGUCCAACUUGAACCCCAAGAUGGCGCAGCGCUUUUUCAAUAUUUUCCUGCUCGAGCACGUACGACAAGACAUUCACGAGAACAAGAGGCUGAACUUUCACUUGUAUAUGGCGCUCAAGAAAGCGCUGUACAAACCACAGGCCUUCUUCAAGGGGAUCGUUAUCCCGCUCUGUGAGAGCCGGAAUUGUACGCAGCGAGAAGCCGCAAUCAUCGGUAGUGUGCUGUCCAAGGUGUCGGUGCCUGUGAUACAUUCUGCAGCAACGUUGAUGAAGCUCGCGUCCAUGGAGUACGCAGGGGGCAACAGUAUGUUCAUCCGGGUGCUGCUCAAUAAGAAGUACAGUCUACCCACGCGCGUCAUCUCCGAGUUGAGUCAGCACUUUGUCCGCUUCACGUCAGACACGCGCAAGCUGCCCGUGUUGUGGCACCAGUCGUUGCUCGUGUUUGCGCAGCGCUACAAGAAUGAUAUCCCCAAGCAGCACAAGGAAGCGAUGAAAGCGCUGUUCAAGCAGCACUUUCACCACCAGAUCACGCCCGAGAUUCGUCGCGAACUCUACAACGAGAUGUAG